Messenger RNA from Hibiscus syriacus, 1356 nucleotides. Its product is annotated as type IV inositol polyphosphate 5-phosphatase 9-like. Bases 63 to 1355 code for a protein of 430 amino acids. The transcript is spliced from 8 exons. The record is from RefSeq and is a predicted model, not a curated record. NCBI's taxonomy places the organism in Eukaryota, Viridiplantae, Streptophyta, Magnoliopsida, Malvales, Malvaceae. Gene Ontology annotation, biological process: phosphatidylinositol dephosphorylation. Gene Ontology annotation, molecular function: phosphatidylinositol-4,5-bisphosphate 5-phosphatase activity; phosphatidylinositol-3,4,5-trisphosphate 5-phosphatase activity; inositol-polyphosphate 5-phosphatase activity.
CUCUCCCAUUUUUAUCUCUUUAUUAUCAUCUCUCUCCGCAAUUUUCUCCUCCAUAUCUCACCAUGUCAACAAACCAACAAGUUAUGUGGCCCAGAUUAGUGGCUAACAAGAUCCUUAGAAAGAGAUUAGGAAGCAACAACUUCGUUGCAGAUUUUCCCAGAUACAAAGAAAUCCCGACCUUGGAUCGGCCAUGUCUUAGUCCAAACAGUAGCAUUUUCGUCCACCAUAAGGAUAUACAUAACUACAGGAUUUUUGUUAGUACAUGGAAUGUUGGAGGUGUUGCACCACCGGAAGACUUGGAUAUGGAGGAAUUGCUAGAUACGGGCAAUACCUCCUGCGAAAUCUACGUUCUUGGAUUUCAAGAAAUUGUACCCCUUAGCACCUUCAGCGUGCUGGGAUCAGAAAACAACAAGAUCUCAACUAAAUGGAAUUCCCUGAUUAGACGGGCUUUGAACAAGAAGAAAAUCCGACAACAUUCCAAUGAAGAAGAAGAACAGUCAAAUCAUGAAAAGAGCAGCAAUAAUAAUAUUACAGGACAAGACUUUCAGUGUAUUAUAAGUAAGCAAAUGGUCGGGAUUCUAAUCACAGUUUGGGUCCGAAGCUAUCUUUGUCCUUAUAUCAGGUCUCCUAGUGUCUCGUGUAUAGGCUGUGGAAUCAUGGGCUGCCUAGGAAAUAAGGGUUCGGUUUCGGUUCGAUUUAGACUACACGAAACAAGCUUCUGCUUCGUUUGCUGUCAUCUAGCCUCUGGUGGUAGACGAGGAGACGAGAACCUUAGAAACUCCAAUGUUUCCGAAAUAUUUUCCAGAACAAGUUUCCCUAGAGGCCCUUCACUUGAUUUACCAAUAAAAAUCCUAGACCAUGAUCGGGUAAUUUUUCUAGGAGACUUGAAUUAUAGGAUUUCCCUACCGGAAUCAACUGUUCGACUAUUAGUAGAUUCAAGAGACUGGAAUUCCCUGCUCGAAAAUGAUCAGCUAAGGAUGGAGCUGAUGAAUGGCGAAUUUAAAGGGUGGCAUGAAGGAUUAAUUGCAUUUGCUCCUACUUAUAAAUACCGUCCGAAUUCUGAUAUAUACCAUGGAUGUUUUCAUCAAAGCAAAAAAGGAGAAAAGAAACGCUCCCCGGCAUGGUGUGACAGAAUAAUGUUGUACGGGACAGGAUUAAAGCAACAUGUAUAUACCAGGGGGGAAGAAAACUUCUCGGAUCAUAGGCCGGUGAAAGCAAUAUUUACAGCUGAAGUUGGGGUUUUACAUUCACUGAAACAAUUUCAAAGCGUUUUUUUGUCGGAAAGGUUUGAUAGGAUUACAAGUAAGACCGAUGAUUUUAUAUGUAAAGGAAGAUCCAGCAUCCAGAUUUUAUAAA